Synchytrium microbalum is the source of this 804-nucleotide messenger RNA. RefSeq lists its product as uncharacterized. The transcript is spliced from 4 exons. NCBI's taxonomy places the organism in Eukaryota, Fungi, Chytridiomycota, Chytridiomycetes, Synchytriales, Synchytriaceae. The record is from RefSeq and is a predicted model, not a curated record. The coding region runs from base 1 to 804 and encodes 267 amino acids.
AUGGGUCACGAUACUACUGAGGACGAGGACAAGUCGCGUAGCAGGCGAGUCAGGACAUCACGCAGUCCUGAUCAGAAGAGGAAACGUCGCCAUUCUUCUCCUUCUUCUGACGAAGAUGGCUCAAUACGGCCUGACAGGAAGGAAUCGACAUCAUCGUCCAAAAAGAUCAAAAAGAAACAUUCGCGACACACUACUGAAGAUUCAGAUGACUCGACAACGACAAAGAAGAAGACCAAGAAACACUCUCGACACUCUGAUUCAGACGAUUCACCUUCAAAAAAGAAAAAGAAGGCUUCAAAGCACAAGAAGAAACACAAACGGGACAAGCAUUCCUCGGCUUCAACAAAAGCUUGGGGUGCGCGAGGAGUCAUCACCAUCCACGACAGGAACUCAAAAGAUCCGGAAUUCAGGACAUGGCUAUACGAUAUAAAGAAGAUCGCAUUCGAGGUCUUGAAUCCACAGGCUACAAAGGAAUACUUUGCCGAAUACGCUGAAGACUAUAAUCUUGGAUCACUACCACACGAAAAGUAUUACAAUCUUGAUGCAUGGGCAAAAGCGCAGAGUAAUAAAAGCAUUGUAAAUGACGAAGACGAGGAGUUCGAUUUCGGGAAGGAUGAAGAGAGAUUACGAGGUAAAAGGCCAACUACCUCAUCUACUGCCGCAACUGGCCCUUCAAUGUCCAAGACACAACUACAGGAUUUGCAAAGAGUGGAACGUGAACGUGUCGAAGCCGAUCGCAUGAGGAAGCUCGGGUUUGCCACGUCGCGAACGUUGGGUGUUAGAUAUGAAGAUACAAUGAGCUAA